UGAGUCGGGUCCAGGUGGACGGACCAACUCAUUUCUGGUUUCUUUCUUUCUUUUCUUUCUUUCCAGCGAAAAAUUGCAAUUUGCAGCAGCAUUUGGGAAAGUGAAGUGCACGUCUCCCUCCUUUGAUCAUUCAUUCAUCAAACAAAUUCCAAUCCAGCAAGUACCAAACCCUCUCUCGCGGCCAAUCCAUGGAUCGCCGCCGCCAGCACCACGCCGGAGAAUUCGUGACGGACGUGGUGCUGUGGCGGCGAGGCCGGGCGGAGCUGAGCGCGCUGCUGCUGGCGGCCGCCGUCGCCUCCUGGAUCCUCUUCCACGGAGCCUCGGGUUACACGGCCGUCUCGCUGGCCGCCGACGUGCUCCUCCUGCUGCUGGCGGUGCUGUACGCGUGGUCCAGGGCCGCGCGCCUCCUCGGCCGCCCCGCCCCGCCCAUCCCCGACCUGCAGCCGGCGGCCGACGAGCUCGCCGCGCUGAUUCAUUCGUGCCUCGCCGACCUCGCCUCCGCCUUCCGCCGCGUCGCGCAGGGCCAGCCCGGCUCCGGCCAGGUGUUCCUCUGCCUCGCCGCCGCCGCCCUGCUGGGCCGCCUCGCGCGCGACCUCCCCACCCUGUGCUACGCAGUUGUGGUGGGCGCUCUGACGAUCCCGGCGGUGUACGAGAGAUUGAGCAUGGAGCGAUACAUGAGGAUGGCAUCUCUCAACAUGUACAGAUACGAGGUCUUGUACCAGAGCCUCUCCCUCACCUGCUACCUCAGCACCAGGGACUACCUCAUCGAGCUGCUCAAGGAAGCAUGAUCAAUUCAUGCUUUUCUUUUCUCUUCUUCUCUUCCAUUUUUGAUGGACGAUUGUGUUUGGGCUUUUUCUUUUUCUAGUGUGCCUGCUUCUGCUUCUGCUUAGAUUGAGAUUGAUCGAGUCGAGUUGAUUUGGUAGCUGCUGCUUACGGCUGUUGGCGUUCGAGUGUGCUCCUAGCACUCCUAGAUAUAUAUAGAAUGAAUGAAUGAAUGAAUGAAUGAAAAUUGGUUGUGAGAUUGCACAAAAACAUUUUGUCUCUGUCUGUGCUGUCA
Messenger RNA from Triticum aestivum (bread wheat), 1057 nucleotides. Its product is annotated as reticulon-like protein B12. The coding region runs from base 189 to 788 and encodes 199 amino acids. The transcript has 3 exons. The record is from RefSeq and is a predicted model, not a curated record. Gene Ontology annotation, biological process: response to bacterium. NCBI's taxonomy places the organism in Eukaryota, Viridiplantae, Streptophyta, Magnoliopsida, Poales, Poaceae.